Molecule: messenger RNA, 2785 nt
Organism: Bactrocera oleae (olive fruit fly)
Lineage: Eukaryota; Metazoa; Arthropoda; Insecta; Diptera; Tephritidae
Product: dnaJ homolog subfamily C member 11
Biological process (GO): cristae formation
Source: RefSeq, a predicted model, not a curated record
UUUUAUAAAAUAAUUAAUUUAAGAGAAGUAGGAAGUUUGUGCACUGUACUGGAAAUGUUUAUCUAUCUAUGUUCUACUUGUAUUAAAGUAAGUUUUAUUUAAUUUACGAUAACAGAAAUAAAGAUGUAAAAUUUAAAAUUUUACAUAAAUUACUUUGAGCACUCUGUACUGGUCCAUAUUUUGAGACGGAAUUCAUUACAUAACUUUGGACCCAUGAUUAUCACCCGUUUUGUUUCUCUAUUGACAUUCCAAAUUGAAGCACAACGAAUUAUCUCUGCGUAAGUAUAUUAUAUUGGCAGUAAGGGUUGUUACGAAAAAGUUUUAUAGGUUAUAUGCAUUAUAAUGGUUUUUGAUUCGGCCUAAAUUCAAAAUUAGAAUUAAAAAAAAAAUAAUACUGCACAGUGAUUAUUUAAAUAUUUUCUUAAAUUACAAUGUCAGUUGACGCAGAGACUGACAAUGAGCUGGAAGAGAAUUACUACACGUUUUUAAAUCUUCCACGAGACGCGACGGGUGAACAAAUAAAUGCCGCUUACAGGAAGUUGAGCCGAAUUUAUCAUCCCGAUAAACAUGUAGAAGUUGAAAGUAAACAAAAAGCAGAACAGUUGUUUAAUAGGACAAAACGAGCCUAUGAGGUAUUGUCAGAUCCUCAUAAACGAGCUAUAUAUGACUGCGUUGGCCAAAAAGGCUUGCAAACUGUUGGAUGGGAGUUAGUACAUCGCACUAAAACUCCUGCGGAGAUACGGGAAGAGUACGAACGAUUAGCACAAGCGGCUGAGGAACGAAAGCUACAACUGCGCACUAAUCCUCGUGGUAAUAUUACAGUUAAUGUUAAUGCCACCGAGAUAUUUACUCCAUACGAUGAGACGCAGCUUCCCCGGAUUGAAGUUUCUUCGAUGAGUAUUUCACAAUCGAUUGAAGCACCCAUAAACCGCAAAGACACACUUACGCUUGGCGGUAACCUAUAUUCAUCCAAUGGUAAUGGAAACGGAAACUUCAUUCUCUGCGGACGAAGAUUAGUUAAUAAGGGCUGGUUGGAAAUAGAUGUUGGUGCUGGAAAUGGCCCCCUUUUAGGAUUUAAAGGUGGACGAACCCUCUCCUCGGUUGUAACGGUGAAUGGGGGUACAUCAAUGAAUUUUCGUGAUGGUCGUGUCAUUCCUGCUGUAUUCUCAACCUUGGCAGUACAGUUAGACAAACAUACAAUGGGUUCCUUAACUCUCAACGUAAGCAAUCAAUCUUCAAUGACUACGCAAAUUGAUAGCAGCACUGAAAAACACGCUUGGACCACAUCCUUUGUAAUUGGUUUCCCUCAUAUAUACUUGAGUGCGGCAUAUACGCGAAAAAUGAUAGAAAACGAGCUUAAGCUUAAAUUAGCUGCAAAAUUGGGAACGUUUGGUUUUCUAGCAGAAUAUGGGGCUGAGAAAAAGAUAUCCAAAUAUAGUUCCGUGUUUGCAGCUGUGUCGCUGGGUAUUCCAUCUGGAGUAAUGCUUAAAUUUAAAAUAGUGCGCUCCAAUCAAUCAUAUAUAUUUCCAAUACACUUGAGCGAAGAGAUUGUUCCUGCCGCUGUAUUUUAUGCAACAGUUACGCCAGUAUUGCUGUGGUUCUUUGUAAAAAAGUCUAUACUGGAUCCCAUGCGCUUAGAGCAAAAAAAUGCUGAAAUCGAGAAAGCGAAACGAAGUAACCAACAACGAUUGACUAGACAGCGGCAAGAGGCACGCUCCGCUAUCGAGCUAAUGCAGCAUACCUACGAGCGCAUAGUUUCGGAAGAAAGCAGUAGAGGGGGCCUAAUAAUAACGAGUGCUACUUAUGGGCAACUGGAAGAUAGUAGUGGCCACUUUCAAGACAACGCUUCGGUUGAUGUAACCAUACCCAUACAGUGCCUUGUAAAGGAUGGUACAUUAAUUUUAUAUCAAUCGUCGAAGAGUGAAUUGCCGGGAUUUUACGAUCCAUGUAUUGGUGAAGACAAAAUUCUAAAAAUCGAGUACAUGUUCAGAAAUCAAACCAACGUUGCUAUAAUUAACGACAUGGAUUCAGUAAGACUUCCUCUAAGUAGCAAUAACUGAUACAAAUCUAUUAAAAUAUGUAUAAAUUGUUAUACUUCUUUGUACAUUUCGCACGAUUUGGAAAAAAUGUGAUUUUUAUAAAGAAAAAAAUUAAAUAUAAUAUAAAAAAAUUUGUUGUUAAGCGACGUACAACUUAAAAUAACUUACACUAUUUUCAGGAAGCAAAUAUGAAACAAAUUAAAGACAAGCAUUUACUUUGCCUAGUAACCCUUUUAUAUGUGAAUGUCGUUUAGCAUUGAGCCGCAUUACCAUUCAUUAAAAAAUUAACUGCAUAUAGAGUGUUUGAAUAAAUUAAAUAUAAUAAUAAUGGGCAAAAACUAAUAAACGUUCGCUUGUUCGUAUGUAUGUACAUAUGUACAUAUGUACGUACAUACAAAAUUUUGUACUAAAAAUUGAGCUUUAUCACAUGUCAUGGACAAGGAAGUGGUGCUCUGUGCAAUAGUGAUAUAGAAAGCUAUUUCUAUGUUAAUACAUAUAUUGAAAAUUCUUGAAUGAGAUUUCAAUUCGAAAAAAUAAUUCUCAGCUGAAUUAUUGUCGAACUUAAAAUUUUUUGUGGCAUUACGGUUUGCCCCAUUGUGCCAGUGACCAAAAUAUCAAAAAACUAUAACCUACUUGGUAGCAUUCAUACACUUCAUUUAUAGGCAUAUGUUUGUACUAUGUGGCAAUUUAUUCCGUUAAAAUAUUAUCAGAAAAUAGGAAACGGAUAAAUAAACUAUUUAAAAUAA